UAUUGAUGAAGCGUUAAAAAGUGAAAAUAAAUACAGAGAUAAAGGAAAUGGUUAGUUCAGGGACUUCUACUCCUGAUGGGUAGAAUAUUUAGAAAUAAGCAAAUAUUAAGCAUUUGAGGAAACAUGCUUUUGUAAAUAGAGUGUCUCUUUUGGAUGAUAUGGAUAAGGAUUCUGAGUUGAAUAGAACGAAGUUUGUUGGCUUUUACAACAUGCUUUAUGUAGUGGCAUUCUAUUAUUUCAUUAUCAAUCCAAUAAUGUCUUAUUAUAAGACAGGAUAAUUAAUAGAAACAUCAUUAUAUAAUUAAAUGAGAAGAGAUUUAUUCAUGUGCAUUGUUACAUGGCCUUUAGUAUGAAUAAUAAUUUAUUUAUUUAAGUUUUAUGCUUGGAGUCAUAUUGCAUUGUUAAUUCAAUAUUUAGCUAUGAUGAAUAUGCCUAAAAUGUUAAUAUUUAUCACAUAACAUUUCAGUUAAGUGUGCAUGUUUGUUUAUGCUCAUUACUUAGUAUUGACAAGAGAUUGGUAUCUUCCUUAAGGUGCAUUUGUAACAUUUUAAUCCUGUGUUUUCUUCUUUAAAAUGCACUCUUACACUAUGACUAAUUAUAAAAUGAGAAGAGAAUGGAUAGAUUAAGGAUGUCCUAAGAGUAAUGAUCCUUUUACUUAUCCUAAUAAUAUCAAUUUGAGGAAUUUCACAAAAUUUAUAAUGACUCCUGUUUUAGUAUAUGAACCACAAUAUCCAUAAUCAAGUUAAAUUCGCUGGAAAUAUGUUAUUGUUAAAUUCAUGAAUACUAUGGCUAUGCUUAUGAUGGGAUAUAUGAUUGUUUCUAAUCACAUAUAUCCAACUAUAUAGAAUAUCAAUUAGCAUUCUUUAGUUGAUUCAAUCUUUUAAAUGACUUUACCUCUUAUUUUUUUAUGUUUGACAUUAUUCAAUAUGGUAUUUGAAAAUUAUUGUAAUUUUUGGGCUGAAAUUACACAUUUUGGUGAUCGUCUAUUCUAUACAGAUUGGUGGAAUUCCACUGACUUUGAAGAAUUCAAUAGAAAUUGGAAUAGACCAGUCUAUGAAUUUCUUUAUAGACAUGUUUAUUUAGAAUUAAUUUUUGAAUUUGGUAUUGGAGUUAAAAAGGCUUAAUUAGCAACAUUUCUAUUUUCAGCAUUAUUACAUGAAUACACUUUAGCAGUCAGUUUAAAAUAAAUAACUCCUAUCAUGAUUAUGUUCAUGAUGAUAUAAUUGCCUGUUAUGGUCUGGACUAAGAGAAUUAAAGGAACUAAAUUUGGAAACCUUUUCUUUUGGUUUGGUAUCAUCUAAGGAUUACCCCUUAUUUUAAAUCUUUAUCUAAGAUUUGAUGAAUUACCAAAACUAUUGUUACCAUGAGUAUAUAAUUUGUAAAAUAC
Messenger RNA from Paramecium sonneborni, 1387 nucleotides. NCBI's taxonomy places the organism in Eukaryota, Ciliophora, Oligohymenophorea, Peniculida, Parameciidae. The record is from the annotation of a GenBank genome assembly.